AUGGCUUCUCCUGCCGUCUCUACCUCACGAAAACCACACGUAGUUUGCGUGCCUCACCCGGCUCAAGGCCACAUCAACCCGAUGUUGCAAGUGGCUAAACUCCUCCACGCCAAAGGCUUCCACGUCACCUUCGUCAACACUAUCUACAAUCACAACCGUCUACUCCGGUCACGCGGGCCCAACGCACUCGACGGGGCUUCUUCGUUCCGGUUCGAGUCUAUUCCUGAUGGUCUACCGGAGACUGACGGGGAUACCACGCAGGAUAUCCCCGCACUUUGCGUGUCAACAACCAAGAACUGUUUAGCUCCGUUCAAGGAGUUUCUCCGGCGGAUUAACGCCAGAGGCGAUGUUCCUCCGGUGAGCUGUAUUGUUUCGGACGGUGUGAUGAGCUUUACUCUUGAUGCUGCCAAGGAGCUCGGUGUCCCGGAUGUUCUUUUCUGGACCCCUAGUGCUUGUGGAUUCAUGGCUUUUCUACAGUUUCAUCACUUUAUCGCGAAAGGUUUAGCUCCUUUUAAAGUGACAGAUGAAAGUUACAUGUGUAAAGAGUAUCUAGACAUGGUUAUAGAUUGGAUACCGUCUAUGAAAAAUCUUAGGCUAAAGGACAUCCCUAGCUUCAUUCGUACCACUAAUCCUGACGACACUAUGCUUAAUUUCGUCGUUCAAGAGGUCGAGCAAUCCAAACGUGCCACUGCCAUCAUUCUCAAUACGUUUGAUGAUCUCGAGCAUGACGUUAUCCAGUCUAUGCAAUCUCUUUUACCUCCAGUUUACUCGAUUGGACCGCUCCAUCUCCUAGCCAAGCAGGAGAUUGACGAGGGUAGUGAAAUCGCUCGGAUUGGAUUAAAUUUGUGGAGAGAGGAGACAGAGUGUUUGGAUUGGCUCGAUACCAAGUCUCCGAACAGCGUUGUGUAUAUCAGUUUUGGAUGCAUAACGGUGAUGAGUGCAAAGCAGCUUGUUGAGUUUGCAUGGGGUUUGGCGGCAAGUGGAAAAGAGUUUUUGUGGGUGAUCCGGCCUGAUUUAGUGAUUGGAGAUGCGGCUGUGGUUCCACCGGAGUUUUUAGUGGAAACGGAGGACCGAAGAAUGUUAGCGAGUUGGUGUCCACAGGAAAAAGUCCUUUCCCACCCGUCAAUUGGAGGAUUCUUGACGCAUUGCGGAUGGAACUCGACAAUAGAGAGUCUAUGCGGCGGUGUACCAAUGAUAUGUUGGCCAUUUUUUGCAGAGCAGCCAACAAAUUGUAAGUUUUGUUGUGAUGAGUGGGGAGUUGGAAUGGAGAUAGGCGGAAAUGUAAAGAGAGAGGAGGUUGAGGCAGUGGUUAGAGAGCUAAUGGAUGGAGAAAAGGGAAAGAAAAUGAGAGAGAAGGCGGAAGAGUGGCGGCGCUUGGCGGAGGAAGCCACGGAGCAUAAGCUUGGUUCCUCGGUUGUGAAUUUUGAGACGUUUGUUAAUAAUGCUCUUUUAGGAUAA
Messenger RNA from Arabis nemorensis, 1458 nucleotides. The record is from the annotation of a GenBank genome assembly. Lineage: Eukaryota; Viridiplantae; Streptophyta; Magnoliopsida; Brassicales; Brassicaceae.